This is a messenger RNA of Ochlerotatus camptorhynchus, 810 nucleotides long. RefSeq names its product PRKR-interacting protein 1 homolog. Gene Ontology annotation, biological process: negative regulation of protein kinase activity. The coding region runs from base 28 to 810 and encodes 260 amino acids. NCBI's taxonomy places the organism in Eukaryota, Metazoa, Arthropoda, Insecta, Diptera, Culicidae. The record is from RefSeq and is a predicted model, not a curated record. Gene Ontology annotation, cellular component: nucleolus. Gene Ontology annotation, molecular function: protein kinase binding; double-stranded RNA binding; protein kinase inhibitor activity. The transcript is spliced from 2 exons.
AGUAAUCGUAGUGAAGUACACUUUGCAAUGAUGGACAUCCGGAAUGAAGUGAAAACCUCCGAUAAGGACUUUGAGAAGAAGAAAUUCGUUGUCCGUAAUGCAGCGGACGUCCAACGGGCCAAGUUGGAGAAGCUGAUGAAGAAUCCUGAAAAACCCGUCAUCAUCCCCGAGGGACCAAGGGAACGAGAUUUUUCUAAUGCCAUUCCUUCGUUUGUGCGAAAUGUGAUGGGCUCGAGUGCCGGAGCUGGUUCCGGUGAAUUUCACGUCUAUCGUCAUCUGCGUCGAAAGGAGUAUGCCCGGCAGAAGCACAUUCAGGAGAAGAGCCGUUCGGAACAGAUGGAUGAUGAUUUUCAGGACAGGCUAGAGCAGAACAAGCGAGACACGGAGGAAAAGACGGCGAAAAAACGAGCCAAACGGCUGAAAAAGAAAGUCAAGCAAAAGGCUAAUAGGGGCAAAAAACCUAGGAAGGAAGAGGACUCGGAUAAGAGCGAUAGCGAAGAGGAACAGGACGAGGUGGAGGAGGAGGAGGAAGUGAUAGAUACAUUGAAAGAAGGGGAUGGUGAAAAACGGGAGGAGGAGGAAAAUCAGGGGAAAUCUGAGCAAGAUGAGGGAAAUUGUGAAAAAAUCACUGAAAAUGUAAUAGCAGAGGAAGAAGGUAAAGCUGAAGGUUGUGAGGCAGAAGAAAUACAGCCAACAGAAAAAGAAGAGAAACAUGAUGAUGGUGAGAAGGAAGAAUUACAAAAGACACAAAAUGUUACUGAAAACAGUAAUGACGAUGAUGGCGAGGAUGCUAAAGAAGAAGAAAAAUAA